This is a messenger RNA of Strongyloides ratti, 4608 nucleotides long. RefSeq names its product SEA domain and Epidermal growth factor-like domain and EGF-like calcium-binding domain and von Willebrand factor, type A domain and Green fluorescent protein-like domain and EGF domain, merozoite surface protein 1-like-containing protein. The record is from RefSeq and is a predicted model, not a curated record. NCBI's taxonomy places the organism in Eukaryota, Metazoa, Nematoda, Chromadorea, Rhabditida, Strongyloididae. Gene Ontology annotation, molecular function: calcium ion binding. The transcript has a single exon. Bases 1 to 4608 code for a protein of 1535 amino acids.
AUGUUUGCAGUAGGUGUUACUGAUCAUGUACUUGAUAGAGAGUUACUUGAAAUUGCUAAUAAUAAAAAAGAUAGAGUUUUUAAAGUAACUGGUUUUAAAGAACUUAAUAAUAGACUUAGAUCGGCAAUUCAAAAAGUUGCCUGUACAGGUAGUAUUCCAGAACAAACUUAUGAUAUUGGACCAUGUGAUCCAGAAUCUAAUAAAGGUUGUCCAGGCUCAUUAAAUCAAGUUUGUAAAUUGAUUAAUGGUAAAGCGGAAUGUGUAUGCCCAGAAGGGUUUGACAAAAAUCCUGUUACUGGUGUUUGUGGUGGACAACCUUGUAAUCCUGAUCUCUAUACUACAUGCCCUGAUCCAGAAGUAUGUAAAAUUACUCCAUAUGGAAAUUAUCUUUGUACUUGUCCAUCAUUUUAUGGUAGAAGUCAAGGUACUGGAGUUUGUAUUACUCCACCACAAAAAACAGAAGUUACAUAUAAAUGUGAUCCAAGAACAUGUUCUGGUGAAGGAGAAACUUGUCAAAUUGGAAAAAAUGGUGAAAGUAUUUGUGGAUGUAAAAAAGGAUAUGAAAGAAAUCCAAAAUCAGGAAAAUGUCUUCCUGAGGGAUGUUGUGAUCCAAAUGAUAUAAAUAGUUGUGAUGCAAGAAAACAUGAAAAAUGUUUACCAGAUGUUUUAAGAAAAGGAAUAUUUACUUGUCAAUGCCCACCAAAUGGUCAUCGUGAUCCAAUUACAGAUAUUUGUCUUCUUGAUGAAUGUUAUUCACAAGAUAAUACAUGUUCAAAAAAUGCUGAUUGUACAGAUACACUUGAAGGUUAUAUUUGUACUUGUAGAGCUGGAUAUAGAGAUGAAUCACAAGAUAUUAAAAAUGCACCUGGUAGAAUAUGUGUUGGAACAGAAAAUGAAUGUCUUUCUGGUAGACAUAAUUGUUCUGUUAAUGCUGAUUGUAUUGAUACAAGAGAUAGUUUUAUUUGUAAAUGUAAAGAUGGAUUUAUUGAUUUUAGUCCAAAUCCAAGAUCUUUUGGUGGUGUUGAUUGUCGUGAAUUGAUAGAUGAAUGUGCCAAUGAUGAAUUAAAUAAUUGUCAUAAAGAUGCUAUAUGUAUAAAUACAAAUAAUGGAUAUGAAUGUAAAUGUAAAAAUGGAUUUGUUGAUAGAAUACCAUUUACAAAUAUUGGUAGAGAUUGUAAAAAAAUUAAUGAUUUAUGUGAAAGUGGUAAAAAUAAUUGUGAUAAAAAUGCUAAAUGUAUAGAAGUUGGUGAUGAUUCUUAUAAAUGUAUCUGUAAUGGUGGUUUUAUAGAUAAAUCUAAACCAGGUGAAAAAGAAGGAACAAAAUGUUUAGAACAAAUAUGUCAUGAUAAAUCAAAGUUUAAUUGUCAUGAAAGUGCUAUAUGUAUUGAGAGUGAUGAGUUUCCUGAAAAAUAUACUUGUAAAUGUAGAAAUGGUUAUGUUGAUGAAAAUGAAUCUAAUCCUGGUAGACAAUGUAAAGAAUUAAUUAAUGAAUGUUUAGAUUCAUCAUUAAAUGAUUGUGAUCCAAUAGCAACGUGUACAGAUUUACCAAAUGGAUAUACUUGUCAUUGUCCACUUGAAGCUAAAGAUAUUUCACCUGAUACAACUACAAAACCAGGAAGAAAAUGUUUCCCACUUAUUAAUGAAUGUUCAUUACCACAAUUAAAUAAUUGUUCACGUUUUGCUGAUUGUAUUGAUACUGAAUCUUCAUAUGAAUGUAAAUGUAAAUCUGGUUAUGCUGAUCAAGAUUUAUCAAAUCCUGGUACUAAUUGUAAAUUUAUUAUUAAUGAAUGUGCUGUGGCAAAUCUUAAUGAUUGUCAUAAACAUAGUGAAUGUAUUGAUACAGAUUCUGGAUAUACAUGUAAAUGUAAAGAUCCUUAUAAAGAUGUUAUGCCAUCAAAUCCAGGUAGAAAAUGUUUAUUUAAUGAAUGUGAAUCUCCAUCAACAAAUGAUUGUGAUGUAAAUGCUGAAUGUAUUGAUACAGAUGAUAGUUAUAUUUGUCGAUGUAAAGAUGGUUUUUAUGAUGGAACCAAAAAUCCAUCUACAGCUGGUAGAGAAUGUCUCAAAUUUGUAACAACACCACCAGUACAAUCUGAACCACAGGUAACAACACAUAAUCCUGAUCUUAUACCAUGUGGAAAUGGUUUUUGUAAGAUAAGUUUAGGUGAAGUAUGUAUUGGAGGAACAACAUGUGGUUGUAAACCAGAUGAAGAUAAAAAUGUAGAAACAGGAAAAUGUGAAAAAGUUAAUAAAAAUCCAAUUGCAAUUAGAAUUGUUGCCAAAGAAACUGAAAGUGGAAAACCAAUUAAUUUACAUUAUUCUUCAGAAUAUGGUUCUAAACAAAAUCCAACAUUUAUUGAUAUAGUUGAUAAAUUUGUUAAAGGACUUGGUGAUACAAUUCAUAGUACACCAACAAUUUCUCCAAAAUAUAUUUCAUCAAGUGUUAAUUAUAUUACAAAUCCAAAAGUUGAAAAUCCAGAUUGGGAUCAAGGAUUAUUAGUUAAUGCUUCUGUAAAUACAAAAGAUCCUGUAGAUAAAUGUGUUUUAUUUAAAGAAAUUGAAGAAUCUGUUAAAAAAACAAAUCUUAAACUUGGAGGAGGUAAUCUUGUAGUAGCUUCAGAUAUAGAUCAAUUAAAUCCAUGUAAAACUGCACCACCACCAAAAGGUAUACCUUGUGGAGAAAAUAAUUAUUGUAAAGAGGAAUUAGGAGAAAUUUGUAUUGCUGGUCGUAUUUGUGGUUGUCCAAAUGGACAAAAAAGAAAAUCUAUUGAUGGAGAAUGUAAAAUUGUUGAAGGAAUCAAUUUACCAUUAUGGGUUGCCAGAGAAGGCCAAACACCAAUAAAAUAUGAUAAUAAAAUUCAUGGAAAUCCUUUAGAUGAAGAAAAUAAAAGAUUAACAACAGCUUUUGAAAAAGGAAUUGGAGAAAGUUUUGAUAAAAUACCAGACUUAAAAAAUCAAUUUAUUACCUCUGAAGUUAAUGAUAUAGAAAAUCCUACAAAAAUAAAUGAUACAUGGGAUUCUGGAAUUUUAUAUAAUUUUACUACUUUCUUUACCAAAGGUUCUGCUGACACACCAAAACAAAUAUUUUCAAAAUUAAUUAAUUAUAUAAAAGAACAAAAUAAUGAUGAAGUUGGAAAAUCAAAUCUUUUUAUUAAUCCUAAUUCUCCAGAUCCAUUUAAUCCAUGUUAUAAUGCUAAAUGUCAUUCUAAUGCUGUUUGUAAGGCUGUUGGAAAUUCAUUUAUAUGUAGUUGUGGAGAAGGAUAUAAAGAUAUUAAUCCAGCUACACCAGGACAAGUAUGUGUUUCACUUAAAAAUUUCAAUGAAUGUGAAAGAAAAGAAGAUAAUGAAUGUGAUAUUAAUGCACGUUGUAUUGAUUUAGUUGAUGGAUAUAGAUGUGAAUGUAAAAUUCCAUAUGUUAAUGAUGAAAAAGAAGGAAAAAUAUCUGGAUCUUCUUGUAAAUUAGAUUAUUGUAGUGAUGUUAAUUAUUGUCCAUUAAACUCAACAUGUGUUAAUAAAAAAGAUGAAGCUGUUUGUGAAUGUAACAAAGGAUAUAUAGAUUUAAAAGAGGAGGCAAGAAAACUUGAAGCUGCUGGUGUUAAUAUAAAUAAAAAAUACCUUCUUCAUGGUAGUGAAGGUGAUCUCGUUAUUGCUCCAGUUAAAGAUGUUUCUAUUAAAGAAGUAUCAUUAGAUUCCCCAUCAAGUAAUGAUAAGAUUUGUAUUAAUGCUGCUGAUGUCAAUGAGUGUGCUCUUGGAUUACAUGAUUGUAAUCCCGCAGCAACAUGUAUUGACUUGAAAGUUGGAUACACAUGUAAAUGUAAUGAAGGACAAGAUGAUAUGAAUCCACAAAAUCCUGGUCGUGUAUGUGCUGAACCAGUUUGUGGACAAUGUCAUUUACAUGGUGAUUGUAUUACUGACUCUAAAACUGGAAACAUUACAUGUGCUUGUUUUGAAGGAUAUACAGGUGAAUUUUGUGAACUUUCCUCAGCAGCAGCCUCAACAAUUUUCUGGAUCAUUCUUGCUCUCCUUUUCUUACUUUUAACAUUACUUUGUUGUUUGUAUAUGUGUCUUAAAACUCGUUGCUUCAGAGGAAGUCCAUUGUCCAAAUCAAGUUUAAGUGGCCAUGAAGAAAUAUUGGGUGGUGAAGAUUUCUAUACAAUUCCAAGAGCUAAAUUAAAGCCAGCAUACGGUAUGAAUGAUUCAUUUAGUAAUGCAAAUGCCUUAGAAAGAUAUCUUGAAGGUGAUGAAAUGUCUAUGAAAUCUGGAGAUUCAAUUAUUGAGAGAAGAGUAAUUACUGAUGUAAGUGUCAAAGAAACAACAACAACAAGAAUUCAAGAUGAAAAUGGUGAAACACAUGAAGAAACAACAGUCAGUUAUUUACCAGGAAAUAGAACUGUAGAUUAUGGGCAUAAAGCACAAUCGUCUGGUAGUCAAUAUGAAGCCACACAUGAAGCAUACGAAGAUGACUCAGAAAAUGAAUACUUUGAUACUGAAAAAGUAGAUAAAACAACAAAACAUUUUAGUGAGCAUGGAAGGGACAACCAAGGUGAUUUUGAAAGAUUUAAAAAUGAAACGAGUACUAGAUCUGUGGUUGAAGAAAAGAAAUAUUAUUAA